Molecule: messenger RNA, 4389 nt
Organism: Biomphalaria glabrata
Lineage: Eukaryota; Metazoa; Mollusca; Gastropoda; Planorbidae
Product: arrestin domain-containing protein 3-like
Exons: 8
Coding region: 601-1818 (405 amino acids)
Biological process (GO): protein transport
Cellular component (GO): cytoplasm
Source: RefSeq, a predicted model, not a curated record
UGGUGCGCGCUCUUCGCUUCCUCCCAGCCACGAGAUUCAAGUUUGAAAAUAAGGAAGAAAGCGAAGACUGGAGGAGCAGACGUGAAUGGUUUAAACUUGAGCCUGAUUCUAACACCUCAUCAUGGUACCUGGUAGUUCUGGGUUAGUGGAGUUUCUUAAUUUCCUCACGGUUAUUGCUUUGAAAUAAUUUUACAAGGUGUAGGCUACAUGUUUUUUAAUAAGGUCAAGGCCGAAAGCGCCCCUCAUUUUGAAGUUUUGAUGGGUAUUUUAUUACAGACCUAACAUGGCGCCGGACAGUAUUCAAGGAAAGAUACUCCACCUGCUUCAAUGGCUGUUGCCUAGGUUACAGAUUAACCGGAAGAGGUUGUGCUCUUAAAGAGUAAUUUCCCUUCUCAAGUGCUCAACGCUAUUAAUUGACUAGUGCUGUCAGCAAAAAAAAGAGAAGGAAAAAAAAAAGAAAGAAAUCUCUUUUGGAUAAGUUCCACCCGUGAUUACAUUUCGUUGAAACUGCUUGGUGAUAACACAAGGACGAUGAUACUCAUUUGAAGUAUCAUUAUAUAGUUUAGUGAUUCGGCGGUGCUUCCUGCCAGUCGGACAGAGAUGAGGCCCAAGGUCUUUGAAAUAGUUCUGACCAACAACGAGGCGGUUUUCUAUUCGGGCCAAACAUUGCAAGGUCACGUGAUAUUAGAACUGGACAAAAAUGUGAAAGUUAGCGGAAUCAAGUUGGUCUUUCAUGGAAAAGCGUUCGUGCACUGGACAGAGCAAGUGAUGCGGGGGCCGGGCGAGAGUAGGUUCAAAGAGGUGCGCCACCAUUCGGCCACAGAGGAUUACAUUGACGUCACUCUGCCGUUGCUGAGCAAAAGUAACCAACAAGAUGAAGAGAGAACUCUAGAGUCAGGUCAGUACACGUACCCCUUUCAGUUCCACAUACCAGCCUCCUCCCCCAGCUCGUUUGAAGGCCAGUAUGGAUUCAUAAGAUACUGGAUCAAAGUUGCUAUCGAGCGGCCAUGGAAAGAGGAUGUGUCGGUGAAAAAACUGUUUACAGUUAUCUACCCUGUUGAUCUGAACAGAGAACCGACGGCAGACCAGCCCAUUCACAACAAGAGAGAGAAGCGUCUGUGUUGUCUUUGCUGUGUGUCAGGUCCAAUAAGUGCAUCACUAAGUCUCAGUCACAAAGGUUACGUACCAGGAGAAACACUAUACGUCAAUGCUGAAAUAUCGAAUCACUCCAAGAGAAAAGUUGGCAGCACUAGUGUAGAAUUGCUCAUGACAACAACUUUUCACACUCCAAUCAAAUCUCGAUCAGUGACCCAGCAGGUAGCAUCAAUACAACACGGUUCAUUGAGACAUGGAGACAAUGAUACCUGGGAAGGUGAUCCCCUGGUUCUUCCCCCUGUUCCCCCAUCCUACAUGAUUGGCUGCGGUAUAAUUGAUGUCAGGUAUACACUAGAGCUGCGGGUUUUCCCAGUGGGACCAGCAUUUGAACUUUCGGUGCCAUUAGAAAUACUUAUUGGUACAGUUCCACUCAACUCUACGAUUGAUCGUUAUCUGGCUAUGCAUCAAAUGACACCACCAACACCACGUAAUUUGAAUUUUAACCACAGAGGGGCUUCAGCCAUUCAAGAUAAUGAUAUCCGACCAAGUUAUUUGUCGCCUAACUUUUCGUCUUCAUCAGUCUGCCGACACCAUCUUCAUGACGACGACGACGAUCAUAGCACAACUUUUGAGAAUAAUUACACACCUUAUUUUGUUGUUUAUAAUUUUCAAGUUGUCCCACCCCGAAGACAGCAUGCCGUCAGCUUUGCUACAUUGCAGUAGUGGUUUUAAAAAGUGGGAGAGAAAACAUCAUUUCAACAUUUUGUAAAAAUGUUCAUCAUUCAUAUAUGUCAUCCUAAAUGUUCAUUGUUCAUAUGUUUCAUCCUAAAUCAUCUUGACAGAACAACAUAGUCACAUUGACUUGUGCAAAAACUCUUAUUUUAAAAUUUUUUAUUUUUUUUUGUAAUUUAGAAUUGAUUUAUUUAAAUGGCAUUUUAACAUUAUAACAUGCAUAAUACAUACUGUCAUAAAAAAAUAUAAUAUAAAAUCAAGGCAACUUUAUUCAUAAAAAUCAAAAUGGAUUGGCUGUUUGUCAGUCAGAUUUCACAGAUAUUCUUUGUAAUAAAUAGUUUAAAAUGUUUUAAAAAAUUGUCCUUAAAAUGUCAGUUUUAAAACAUUCAAUUUGACUUUCGACACAUUAAAUAUAUUAAUUAAAUAUAUUAGGAUGUUGGUUUGUGCAAUAACUUAAUGACUAUUGUAAACAUUGACACUAUAGCGGUGUAAAGGGCCUAUGAAAAUGAAAGUAAGAACAAAGAAAUAAUACAAUAACACUUUCUGUAUUCAAUGCACUCAGAGAGCUUAAAAGAAAUUUAAAGUAUUUCUGGUCACAUAUUUACUUGUCGGUGUGUGAAGUCUUUGUAAAGUAUUUUCACCUCUCAAUGACCAGGUGGUUAAAUUUAAAUUGUUUACAAUGUCUGUUCCGGUCAUUCUUUUCUUCUCUAAGCAUUCUCUUUGUGACCUAUAAAAUAAAAAGAAAAUGAAUCAGACAGCAUAAAGUACACAGUAUUUAUAAUUAAAGUACCUGUAACAACAAUGUGACUGGUAUUACAAAUGAAAAACAAUUGAAGAAAAUAUUAAUUUGUUUUCUAAAAAAAUGUUGAAUAGCAAUUUUACACUUUCCUUUAUCCUGGCUAAAAGUACUAGCAACACCUGCUGCGCCUGAUGUGCCAACAAGAUAUUUUUAGUUCUGGCUUGCAAAAAGGAAAUAUCCUGCUUAAAAACGUAUCCUUCAUCUUUAAAGAUAACAACAGACUUGCUAUGGAUUGUCUUCUGAUCACCUUUUUUAUUUUUUUUUUUUUUUACAAGUUAGGGUUAGGGUUAUUGUGAUCAUGAUAUACAACUAAGCAUAAUAAAUAACCUCCCUUUGUGGAGGAAAACAUCCAUUUUGUGAAAAGAAAAUUAGUCGACACCGGCACUUUUGAUUCCAGUAUCCAAGGGAGUUAACCUUUCAAAGUGUCAUCUCAGAUCACCAGUUAAAUGACAAUUUUUUUUAAGCUAUAAAUAUAGACACUGUUGAAUCACUAAGACACCCUCACUCUCCUCUCCUUAAAGAAUGCACAUCCGAUGUAGAGAAAUUCUGUUGUAGACUGUUUAUUAUAUGGCUCCUUUUGUCUCGAAAGGCAAUGGAUGCGCUCAAGUGAGUCACUGGUUUUGGCUUAAUCUUGAGACGGGGCAGAAUCUGGUGUGGCUAAUCAAGCCAAUUCUAGAACGGCAGACUUUGCCACUGUUUAUUACAUUGUAUUAAAAAUGCUCACUACUCAGUGUUAAUAAUCAAUAAUCAAGGCGACAGGAAUUUUUUAAAAAAGAACAUGUUUUGUUUGUAUUUGUAAAAGGCAGCCACAAUAAAGAAAAGCAAAAUAUUUCAUAUAUUUUCUUUUUAAAAUUAAUGUCUAACCUUUUAUUAUAAAUGAUUUAAAUAUGCAUUUAUCUCUAAACCAAUAAACUUCAGUUCGAAGUGAUUGAUGAUGAAUGUAACAUCACAAAUAUGAUUGUUAAUAUUCCAAUAAAAAUGUUAGUAGAAUAUUUUGUGAGUAAUUUGUUUGUUAACAGACAUACAAGUGUUAAGCUGUAUACAUGACAUUAAAACAUAUUAGCAGCACUGGGAUACAAUAGCUAUGGAGAGAAGGUGCAGGUAAUGAGAUCUGAAUGCUAAAGUCAAAUGUUAUUAAAUAUUAUAGCUUUUUAUAUAGCGCUACUUUCAUGCUUAUAGCAUGCUCAGAGCGCUUUUGGUCCAAUCUCAUUUGUGGACCAGAGUGUGUGUGUGUGUGUGGGGUUAUCUAGGAGUUGGUUUUCCGUGCUGCCUAUAGGCGCUCAGUAACCACAGCUCUGCCCGAGUUGGGUGUCGAACCUCGAGCCCCCUUCUAGGUAGCCAAGUUCAAGCGCACUUGGCCUCUCGACCACGCUUCCCACAAAUACUCGUCACAAAAAUGUUAUCUACCAGACAAUGGAUGACUCUCUGAUUAUGCGGUAUGCGUGCUGAACUGUUGUUCAGUCAUCUCGAUGGUUCCAGGUUCAAACCCUGCCCACUGCCAUACCCUGUUAAAAACUAACUGUGAAAAUUGUAAUCUCAUUUAUCUCUUUUCAUAAUCUGUAAGUUUUUAAUCAAGUUAUGUUACAAUUUUUAACUAGUUAUAUUAUGUAAGUUACAUUGACCAAAACAUGUGACAGUAUUAAUUGAGUAUGAGUAUUUCUUGUGGUUUGAGUAUUUUUAGUAUCGAGGAUUAUAAAUGAAUGCAUAACAAAAGACAUUAUUGAAGCACUAUAAAAAAAAAAUUUAAAAAGCUGAAAAUAAAA